Athalia rosae (coleseed sawfly) is the source of this 3396-nucleotide messenger RNA. Its product is annotated as O-acyltransferase like protein-like. The coding region runs from base 262 to 2748 and encodes 828 amino acids. The transcript has 12 exons. Gene Ontology annotation, molecular function: acyltransferase activity, transferring groups other than amino-acyl groups. The record is from RefSeq and is a predicted model, not a curated record. Lineage: Eukaryota; Metazoa; Arthropoda; Insecta; Hymenoptera; Athaliidae.
CCCAUCUACAAUCGCGGUCAGCCGCAAUAUAUAAGCUGUGCCGAUUGUCUCGCUGAACAGUAUAACGUUCGGUUGCGAGUUCAUUAAUAUUUGGUGAACGGUACCUCGCGACCGACGAGCGCCAAGCUCGCAGUUUGACACGGUGAACAUUGAAUUUAUAAUUUGAAAAAAAAAAAAAAAAAACACACAUAUACUCCAGUCGGGGACUUUUACAACGUCAACAAGUCUCGUCGAGACACGUGCCAUUAUAACAACAGCAUCAUGUGUUGUGGGAUAACAAAGUUUACGACGUUCCUAAUAGUGCUCUAUUUAAGUUUCACCGGUCUCCACGUGAGAGAAACACUGGCCAAUGGUAUUCGUCCUGAAGAAACUCUCGUCAAUUUUUUGAGUCAGCCGAUGGUUCCUACCGAAUUAGCGUCCCCCGAAUGUCUACGACACAGUGCAAUCUACAUAACGUCUUUGGGAAAUUAUGUACCUUGGGCAUUGCAGAUGUACGAUGCAUCGGCGAAGCUACCGUCGGGUAUUAUAACCGGAAAUAUAAAACAAUUGGGACAAUACGACGAGUGUCUGAGGGUGAAAAAUUCUCACGGUUUUAUCGGAAAAGCGUGUACAGCGUCCUUAGAAUUCGAUGUUUACGAAAACGCGGUUGCGUCUAACGAGACCGACAUGUUGGACCUCCUGACGAACAUCGCUGAAGCCGCGGGGCUCAGUAAUUGGACUCACGGCAACAGCGUACCCUACGAAUGGAUAUGGUGCGUUCCGUCGACGUGCACGUACGCCGAGGUCCUCGAAAAAAUUGAUAUCUCUUUGGACGCUCUAAGAGUGGAGGGUAGAAUCGACAUGCACGUAACAAUGACCGAGAGUUCCUGUCACACGGCGAUAACUGACACCCGAAAGUUGGACGUCGCCGACUGGCUCUACAUUUCGCUCCUGAUAUUCUUCGCGGCUAUCGUCGUCGUUAGCACAACCAUUGAUCUGAGGAUGCAGAAGAAGUAUCAAGAGAAACGAAAAGAUAUGAAGCAGAUGGUUCUCACUUCCUUCUCAUUUUACACGAACGGAAAAUCAUUGUUGAAUACCAAAGGACGCGGCGACGCGAUAGCGUGUUUAAACGGGUUGAGGUUCAUCAGUAUUUGCUGGAUAAUUUUUGGACACGGUUAUUACCUUCAGGUGAUGGGAGUGCAACUGGAUCUCACCCACAUACCCGUGAUGCACGAGGAUUGGAGUUCUUUUUUGGUUUUGAACGGUAACAUCGUUACCGACACAUUUUUCCUGUUAAGUGGUCUACUCUUGGCUUACACGAAGUAUUCCCAGAAGCAGAGAAAUCCCGGGAUAACUUUGAACCUCUUCGAAUUAUACGUGCGGCGUUACCUCAGAUUAACCCCAGCCUACGCGAUGGUGAUAGGUUUCUACGCAACCAUUUACUACAAAUUUGGCACCGGACCAAAAUGGACCGAGGUCAUUGGCACGAACAGAGAUUACUGUCGUGAUAAUUGGUGGACAAAUUUGCUCUACGUGAACAACCUAGUGAAUCCCGAAACUAUGUGCAUGUCUCAAACUUGGUACCUAGCGGUAGAUAUGCAGCUCGUCUGGAUUUCACCGAUAUUUCUAUACCCCAUGUUGAAGUUUUCACGCGCCAUUGUCUUCUGGGCGAUUCUAGGGGUUGGUUUUUUUAUCGCCGUCGCAAUUCCGUUCAUAAUUUCUUACGCGAACGAGCUUACGGGGACGAUGAUCUACUACAGAGAACAAGCAGCGGUCGCCCAAGUCUUCAUAGAUAUCUACAUAAAAACUUACGCGAGGGCUGGACCCUACAUCGUCGGCUUAGGACUUGGAUAUUUGUUGAGCAAAUCAAAAUCAAUGUCCAUAAAAAUACCGAAGGUAUACGCUAUUCUGGGCUGGUUGAUCGCUCUGGUAUUCAUUGGUACAUCGGUCUUUGGACCGAGAAGAAUGUACUUCGAGGAUCACGUUUACAACAGAUACGAAGCAAGUUUCUACGCCGCUUUUCACAGGAACGUAUUCGUCAUGGGAGUUGGUUGGAUAAUAUUCGCGUGCGUUCACGGAAUCGCAGGUCCGGUGAACACGUUACUCUCCUGGACCGGGUGGAUACCUUUGGGAAAAUUAUCCUACAGCGCUUAUCUGACGCAUUACCUGAUUCUAUACUACAAUUCCGGAACCGUGCGAACCCCCGGUUACUUGACGACCUACAAAGUGGUGCACACAUUUUUUGGGAACUUGGUUCUCGUGUUGGGCAUAUCCCUGAUAACCACCAUGGUUUUCGAGAUGCCUUUCAUGGUAUUGGACAGCGCGAUGCGGGGCAACAAAAGACGUCAAUCGGAUUGUAAGGCGGGGGGCGGUGUUUCGCAAACUGCCAGAUUAGAAAAUCCAAAUGAAGUUUACAGGACUAUCGACAAUUCCGUUUCAUCGGUGUCUCAAAUGUACACAGAUAUAGUGGAUAUAUCGAAAAUGGAGGACGGCAGUUACGUAGCAAACAACGAACCCAACAGCGGAUCCUACGUCAAUCAGUUAGAGAAUUCCGAAAAAAAUGAAAACCUCUACACUUACAUCGUUGGAUCGACGAUCGGCAGCCCGUCACUCGAUAGAAAAUUCGAAGCGCAGUCCAGCUGCGGGGCAGCUAACAACUCUACGGAGGAUUGUUACGAACCUCCCAGAGCAGUGACGAUCAACACUGUAGAAGAUAAUACUCUCAGUAUUCCGGCCACGGGACUAGUUAACAGGGCAUAUCAAGCCUGAGCGUAAACAGUACCAAAGACAAGUUUUUGUUUUGUUUUUUUUUUUUUUUAUAUACGAUGUUGUGACUUGUGAACUUGAAGUGUCCUUCGAGGGUAAAAUUUCCUCGACAAUGACUUCGUAGCGACGAAGUGUAGUGGAAUCGAUUGUGAAUUGUAAAUACGUCCAACUCUAGGUAAUUAGCUUUUAGGAGUGAUGGAGUCGAAGAUUUUAUUUAUAUAUACGGUGAUGUACCUUAGCGCCUGAGGAGACGAUGGAUGUAUUUUCCUUUUUUACUAGUUUCCUUUCCUAUGAAAAGAAUACAGAUCAAUCGAAAUAUCGAAGGGAAGAAAAAUGCCUAUGCGAGGGUGACAACCUUCGGAUAAAGUGUGAAAGAGAACUUAGAAGUAUUACUUACAAUUAGAUUUACAACCAGGAUUCGUUAUAGGAUCUCUAUACGUACCCUCCUAUUUUUUAUAACGUAAAUUUGUUAUUUUUCCGAUAAGUUUUGUUGCAAUAUAUUACGUUCCACACGUUGUACGCGUGUGAAAAUUGUGUACCUAAAACCUAUGUUCAAACAACAAAAAACAAAAAACGAAAAAAAACGUUGAGCGUUUUUUUAGCACGUUAAUAAAUGUAAUAUAAAUACCCGUUUUUCCAAUAACGUUAAAA